AUGUCCAUCAAGCUGUGGUCAGCUACGAGCACUGCUUCGUCACGGACGUACGCGGCAGCUUCGACGCCGACUGUGGCUGGUCAUCGACCGACGCAGAAGAUGGACAGUAGUGCGUGGCUCGCAGCGGCCUUGGCGGAUAAGGUCGCAACACGACAAGACGAGGGACAAGUGACGAGGGAGUGUGUGAUGAUGCUGAUCGAGUGA
This is a messenger RNA of Soboliphyme baturini, 204 nucleotides long. Lineage: Eukaryota; Metazoa; Nematoda; Enoplea; Dioctophymatida; Soboliphymatidae. The record is from the annotation of a GenBank genome assembly.